UCUUAUCACCGUUUCCUCAUUGCCAUUGCCUGGAAUAUUGCUCUGUGCUGAAAUGCAAUGUAAUUUUGACCUGUGUCCUAUUAAACUGCUCGAAGGCAUGGCUACCUCGUUGGGCUGUGGCAGCAGCUGUAGGUCCGUGGUACCUUUCUUCAGUUAAAUCAAUAUCGUCGCCGUGCUUGGGUUUGUAACCUUUAGAAUAGCUAGCGAGCUACAAUAGCUGCAAUAAUUGAUUCAGCGAAACAUCAAUAACCGGGCAAUACAAUAAAGCUGCAAAAGGAGCUAAAACAAGCGAAUACGCUGAGAAGGAAGUAGGAAUUAUGAAGCUCUUUAACCAUGUCUAAGGCCGCGGUGAAGAAGCUGCACUGGCGCUCCAAGGUGCAGGAGAGCUUUGUCCCCCUUGGCGGUGCCUCUGGGGAGCUGGGCGUGGCCAUCGGGGGUGGAGCCGACUACGGAGAAUUCCCCUUUGUCACCGCGGCUCCUGGGGGCGGGGCCACGGUGGGUGACAUCAUCCUCGAGAUCGGAGGAACUCCUGUCCUGGGAAUGACACUGGGGGAUGUCAGGGGGGUCCUUAAUUCCUGCCCCCAUCCCAUCCGCAUCAAGACCGUCUCUCCAGGCUCCUCGCUGUGUAAGGACCUGAGGUUGUACCUGAGUAAGUGCUUCACGCCGGGCUCCAUGGACAGCCAGCUCCAGCAGGUCAUCCGGGAGAACCUCUACCUACGGGCCGUCCCCUGUACCACCAGACAACCACGGGACGGGGAGAUCUCGGGGGUGGACUACAACUUCGUCUCCAUCGAGGAGUUCUUCUCCCUGGAGGAGUCUGGGGCUCUGCUGGAGAGUGGCAAGUUUAAGGGAAACUACUACGGCACCCCUCGACCGGUGCACAUCGGACCCGAAAGCCCACCCAUCACCUACCAAGAACACCGCAACCUGCUUCGGAACUUCCGCACCCGCAGCAAGUCCCUGAGCAACCUGGAGAAGGCCGCCGAAGAGGGGGAGAACAGCGAGGAGGACUCAGGGCUGUCAGGUGGCUCAGUGGCUGCUAGCAGCGCCCCUCCCCCGACCCUGUCCCCCAGCCAGUCCCGGGACUCCAGCGGAGGGGACGGUAGUGCCUUGGAGAAUGGUGGCAGCACGAGUGGUGGAAGAGGGGGGCUGCCCGAAAACUGGGAGCUGGCAUUCAGCGAUUCAGGGGAGCCAUAUUACAUCGAUCACAACUCGAAGACCACCAGCUGGCUGGACCCACGGGCUCAGAGCAGAGAGGUUGUCAGCAAGACAGAGUUGCCGCCGUUCACAGACCAGCCCAGUGAGCUGAGGGGCUACUCCAUCCACACGCGCCUGUCCAAGGGACCGCGGGGCUUCGGCUUCAACAUCGUCGGGGGCAGCAGGCCCAGGGAGUUCCUGCAGGUGUACAGUGUCACGCCGGGAGGACCCCCUGCGCUCAACACAGCGGAUAUCCUUGUGUAUAUCAACGACACCUGUGUACUGGGGAUGUCUCACAAGGAGGUGGUGGAGAUGCUGAAGUCCGUCCCAGUGGGCCACAGUGUGGACGUGGUCCUGCGGAGGGGCUACCCCAUGCUCUACAACCCGGACGGCUGCCCCAAACAGCCGCACUCCGUAUCCAUGGACACCCGGGACUCCACGCCCCCCACCACCUCGCAGCCCCAGGCACACAACCCGCAAGGACACAGCGUCCAGCAGCAGCAGCAGCAGCAGCAGCCUGCACACCUCGGCCUUAAUGGGAUCCUGUCCCACCUUGACGCACCGUACCCCGGCAUGCAGCCCGGCCCGGGCCUGGACGCCAACGGCAACGCGGCCCCGCUCGCCCCCCAUGCCCCGCCCUCGUACCCCCACUCAAACGGGAACGCCCCUCCCCCCUCUGCCUCCGUCCGCCCGCCCCCCUCGCUGAAGGGCGUCCCCCCACCGCCACCCCCCGAGCGCUCCUCGGCCAGCCAGAGUGAAAGCGAGGCGGUCUCGUCUGCCGGCUCGCACAGGGCGUCCCUGAUCCGCAACCACAACAACAACUCCCUCCCUGGGCCCCCUCCGCUCCUGCACACCCCCAAGUCCUCGGAGAGCGACCUGUCCACCUCCACGCUGCCCAUCUCCAAGCUGCCCCUCCCGCAGCCGGAGGUGGGGACAGCCACGUCCCCCGGGGGGGCGCACGCCCGCCUCAUGAAGCCCCAGCCCUCCCUCCUGAUGCCCCCGCCCUCCGAGGCCCCGCCCUGCGGCUUCAACGGCUGCCCCGCCAGCGCUGGCGGCAGCAGCCCCGGCAGCAUCCCAUCGCCCGGGGCCACGGUGGCGGGCGGCAGCGGUGGUGAGCUGGUGCCGGUCGCGCUGGGCCGGAGCGAAGGGGGCGGCGGCAUGGGGUUCAGCGUGACGGCGGGGGGUCAGGGGGGCAGGCUGGCGCUGGUGAAGAGGGUGUGGGACAGGCGGCAGUGCCCCUCCCUGCAGGCUGGCGACGCCAUCAUCAAGAUCAACGGGGCCGACGUGCAGAGCCUCAGCUUCGCGCAGGUUCAGAGGGUCCUACAGGAACACACCAAACAAGGAGAAGUGGUCCUACUGGUUUACAGGGGUGGGUCCCUAUGUUCCCCCAUCUCCCCCAACUCCUUGAAACGAAAUCCUCCCGCUCUCCUCCGACCCCCUCUACUCUCCCUCACCUCCAACAACCCCUCCCCGCCCUCAGAUUCGCUCGCACCACCCCAAACCACGCUGACACCCCCAUCCCCCUCGUUGGACCUCCCCUCCCUGGUCCAGAGCACCAGCUUCCUGGACUCUGUGCCUGUCACCCUCACCCUGGAGCCCAGGGACUGGCUGGGCGUGGAGGAGGGGGGCACCCUGGCCCUGGCCGACAGGGGCGCGGCCGCCGGCCCAGGACUGGGCGCCAGAGGGCCAGAGGAGGCCAGGAACGCCCUCAUGUCCCGGGCCUUCGAGGUGGAGCUGAGGCGGAGGCCGGGGGAGGGGUUUGGAUUUGUCAUCGCGUCGCAGGACGUGGAGAAUGGCCGGGCCUCCUCCCUGCUGCCGCACCGCUUCGUGACGGUGCGCCGGGGCAGCCCCGCGGCUCGCAGCGGGCAGAUCCGCCCAGGUGACCGACUGGAGGCCGUGGAGGGCCGCUCAGUGGUCGCCCUGCCUCACAGGGAGCUCGCCCAGAUUCUGCGCCGUGCUGGCAACACCCUGCGCCUCACCAUCGUCCCCCGCUCCAGCACCAACUCCUCCAGCCUGUCAGAGUCCACAGAUUUCGACCCCAAUUACAGAACGAGGAAAAAUCACAGGUCACGCCCCAAGCAGGACUCUAGAUACUACAGUGUGGAUCUGGAGAGAGGUCCCACCGGUUUCGGGUUCAGCCUGCGGGGGGGCAGUGAGUACAACAUGGGCCUGUACGUGCUGGGGUUGAUGGAGGGGGGCCCCGCCUCACGCAGCCAUAAGAUCCAGGUCAGUGACCAGCUGGUGGAGAUCAAUGGGGACAGCACGGCAGGCAUGACCCACAGCCAGGCAGUGGAGCAGAUCCGCCGAGGGGGUCACCGCAUCCACCUGGUGCUGAAGAAGGGGAACGGAUACGUACCUGACUAUGUGGAGCUGUCCAGCUUGUCUCUCUGUAUGACCAACUCCAAGCUUGGAGAGCCUUGUUUCUAUGUCAUCGGACGAACAGAGAAUAUGCGGUUGGUAACCGUUCCUGCCGUGAGCUCGGAGCAGCCUCCCCCUCCUCCUCACUGUACCCCGAGGAGCCGGGUAUGGCUGCAGUAGGUGAUCCCGACCCUGCCUCCAGGAAGGGUCGGAGGUCAAAGGUGGAAAAAAAGAGGGGGACUCGAAAGGGCAGGGGGAGGA
Messenger RNA from Megalops cyprinoides (Indo-Pacific tarpon), 3816 nucleotides. It is a transcript of the gene magixb, whose product is annotated as membrane-associated guanylate kinase, WW and PDZ domain-containing protein 1. Lineage: Eukaryota; Metazoa; Chordata; Actinopteri; Elopiformes; Megalopidae. The transcript has 18 exons. The record is from RefSeq and is a predicted model, not a curated record. Gene Ontology annotation, biological process: signal transduction. Gene Ontology annotation, cellular component: cytoplasm. Gene Ontology annotation, molecular function: protein binding. Bases 334 to 3735 code for a protein of 1133 amino acids.